AUUAAAAGAAAAAAAAUAUAAACGUCAGAACGAGAACACAUGAGUUUAUUUACUUUUUAAUAUUUAAUCUUUAUGUGCCCUUUAAAUAUUAAAUAUGACAGAAUAUCAUCGUAUUUCGGCGUGGUACAAUACCGAAGAAUGGUUUCGCGCCUACAAUUACAUAUAUUCAGAACCAUCGGAUUUAAAUGAAGCGCUUAACCUUCUUCUCAUCUGGAAAGCGAGAAGUCCAUUUCUUCCCUCCGGUGUCGAAUCAACGUUAAUAUUACUACAAGUAUACGUACAAGAUGUGAAUAGCCAUGAUGAUUCUGCUUCGGAACGUAUUAUUAGAUUGGCCUAUUCAUCUGCAAUUAUGCGGUUCGUCAAUCAUAUGUUUGAUUCUCAAACUAUGAAAGGUCAAAGUCUUUAUAAUGCGGCAAAAUAUUUAGGUAUUCCGGAUUGGAUAGUGGACUUGCGACACGAUACUGCUCAUGGAAACAAUCUCCCUACGCUAGAGUUGUUUAGAGAGGCCACUCUUUUUGGAUUUGAUUGGCUUCGAAAUAACUAUUGGGAUAAACAAAAGACCCAGAUUCAAGAUUUUGUUACAGGCGUAAAAGUUAUAAGUGUAGGUGUCCAGGAAAGAAUUGAAGUUCUCAUGAAUAUAUUUUCAACACUGAGUAUUUGUGCUCAUUCUAAAUGUAGGAUAAAAAAUUUAGCAGAGAUACCUAAUCCUACAAUGAGGCAAUCAAUUGUAGAUGAUCUCCAAUAUGUAUUCAGAGGCAAUAUUAAUUUAUCUAAAUUAAAAACUGUUACAAUAGCGAAUAUUGUUAAAAACCUGGAUGAUUUAGCUAAAGAGUUAUUCCACAGUAAAGAUAUGAUAAAUCACAUGAAUAAACUACUGCUGGGCAGCAAUUCACUGUUCCUCUCAAAGGAACUGAUCACUUUCAUGGGACCUGUUAAUUUAAUAAGAAAAAAAGAUUUCAAUGAUAAUUAUGUGCAGUGCUUUGAGUUGCUGCUCACUUUUCUUCAUACUAAUAAUUUACUCAUUGAUUUUAUAUUAGAGUUAAUAAAAAUAACUAGAAGUCAAGAUGAAAAUAGUAAUCACAAGGCACUAAUUGCUGCGCUGUGGCUUAAAAAUAUUCUGGCUGCCUUACAGAGGUGUAAAAAAUUUAUAACUAAAACAAAAAUGAUGAAUUCUGAAGAUAUUAUGUCUAAGACAAGAAAAGAAUUAAAAACACUGUAUCAUCAUUGGUUUCCAAAUGAAAAUAUUGAUAACAUUCUCCUGCUUGAUUUGCAAAAGGGUGUGCCAUCAGAACUAACAGAUAUAAUCUUUAUUCAGCCAAUCAUUUCAGAAUACAAUCCUUACCUUACAUACUUUGUGAAAAAUUUACUGGAUUUUGUUGAACCAGCUCUACCUACUGGAGUCUUCUCUAAAAUAUGUAACUUGGCCAAAGUCAUAUCGGGCACAGUUCAAAAGUCUGGUAAAACCUCAAAGAUAUAUACAGUGGAUGAUUUAAAACUGCCUGAUCAUGUUGAUUUAACAGAACAGAUGGACAUUGAUGAUGAAGCAGUCCCAUUACCAACCGAGUGUGCAGAUGUAGAAGUAAACUUAUAUGGUGUGUGGAAACUGGCUUCAAAGAACUACAGUUGGGACACCACUCCUAUAGGCCAGCUGCCAUGGACAGUUAUUAAUGAACAAAAAACUGAACAAAACUGUGUGGAUAUGUAGUCAAGCAAAAAAAUAAAUAUUUUUUUCCACUGAA
Manduca sexta (tobacco hornworm) is the source of this 1739-nucleotide messenger RNA. RefSeq lists its product as uncharacterized. Gene Ontology annotation, cellular component: Las1 complex; preribosome, large subunit precursor. Bases 95 to 1705 code for a protein of 536 amino acids. The transcript is spliced from 2 exons. Gene Ontology annotation, biological process: maturation of 5.8S rRNA; maturation of LSU-rRNA. Gene Ontology annotation, molecular function: endonuclease activity. NCBI's taxonomy places the organism in Eukaryota, Metazoa, Arthropoda, Insecta, Lepidoptera, Sphingidae. The record is from RefSeq and is a predicted model, not a curated record.